AAUCUCUCUUAAUAAACUGGCGCAAUACGUUUUCUGGUCGCCACAAUAUGUAGCCAUCUGUCUCUUCGGAUGCCAGCAUGGGUCAGGCGCAUAGCGCUCCACUGGACGACGCAGCGCAGUUCCGUCAGAUGGUGCUAGCUACAUACCGCGGAGGCGUGAAUGCACUUCUAUCCGCUUUCCGGCCUGAGCUGCGCGGGCUGCAGAUCUCUCGAGCUACGUACUUGGAUAUCAUCAUGCAGGAACAGACACAAUUGGAGACGUUGACGGAUUCAUUAGAGCGGGAAGAGCGACUCAAUGAGCUGCAGGACGAGAAGAUGGAGUUUUUCUCGGCAGUGGAGCAGGGCAGAUUGGCUCUAGGAGACACACUCCUCCACAUUGCUGUGAGACUCGGACAUUCAGAUGUCCUAGACUUUAUACUGCUCACCGACUAUAACAAUCCACAAAAGACAAUGGUCAGGCCCGACACCGCAGCAAGCACAAUGAGCAUUCCACCUACUGUCCGUAAUACUGCAGCUACCAAUCAAGUGCCACUACCACCACUACCAAUAAACACCCCCAACUUUAAAGGUGAUCUCCCACGAGAUGUUACAGGGGACAAUUGCUCACUUCAGCUAUUGCUUGCAACGGUAGACGAUGUUCACGAGGUCUUUGGGUCGAGUUAUCGUGAAGAAGCAAAAGUUCAUCGUUUAGUGCGAUCUCUGCGCCGUAUCUGGCCAUUGUGGAUGUUCGAAGGUCAAGAAGUCGCUGCACUAGUUCGAGUGCUGUACGAUGUGCGGACUUCAGAUCCAGCUUUUGGCGGUCUUGUACGAGUGGCGAUGGCUGUUGCGGAACGCUUUCGAGUGGCUGUGUCAAGGGAUGGUAUUCAUCUAGCAAUGUCUCUAUUAGCUGGAUGUGACGGAGAUCUUCACCAGGCACGACAAAAGCUGACGAAGGAGUGGAAUGUUGAGCGCAAAUCUCAAGCACUCACGACAAUUUUUCAGCAGUGGUUUCCACUUUACAAGUCAAACGGGAGACGAAGUGAUCGUGAAGAAGAGGAAACGCACGCUGUGUUCUUCGAUACCGCAAUGAUCACUUGGCUGCAGAUUGCGCAGGACCUACGCCUCUUUGGUGAUAUAGGAUUGGGAUCAGUUGAGCCCCCUGAUGCAGCAGCACUAAAGCGCUACGAUUCGCAGGUGUGGCAAAGGCGAAUCAGUCCGCCACCUGUGUCUAUUGGCGACCUUUGUGUGCACAUUAACUCGCUCGAAGGAUACCUAAAGUUACCACACCUUAGUGUUUGAAAGUGGCUUUGGGUCUGGUUUCUCAGGCCAACACGCGCCACAGACGAAGGAUUACAAGGUUUCCUACGUUGAUGAGAUCGUACCUUUUUCAUUAUGGUUCAAGACGGAAGAAAGCAAGACUUCAUCAUUUGGCAAAUAAGAAAAAAGAUUCAUCAAGUAUUUUUCGGACUUUCUUGUUGCGCUAACAUCCCUCUGGCUAAGAGAAUCGAA
This is a messenger RNA of Phytophthora nicotianae INRA-310, 1487 nucleotides long. RefSeq lists its product as hypothetical. The coding region runs from base 78 to 1277 and encodes 399 amino acids. The record is from RefSeq and is a predicted model, not a curated record. NCBI's taxonomy places the organism in Eukaryota, Oomycota, Peronosporomycetes, Peronosporales, Peronosporaceae. The transcript is spliced from 2 exons.